Aspergillus ruber CBS 135680 is the source of this 1662-nucleotide messenger RNA. Its product is annotated as MFS transporter. The transcript has 3 exons. Gene Ontology annotation, molecular function: transmembrane transporter activity. Gene Ontology annotation, biological process: transmembrane transport. Lineage: Eukaryota; Fungi; Ascomycota; Eurotiomycetes; Eurotiales; Aspergillaceae. The coding region runs from base 1 to 1662 and encodes 553 amino acids. The record is from RefSeq and is a predicted model, not a curated record.
AUGGCAGAGCGCGAUCGUGCCUCUCGAUCAUCCAGCGACGAGGACAUUUCCUCGAUCGACGACGAAAGACAACAUGCGACUAACGGAAACAGCAAUGCCAAUGGAGGAAAUCUGGAAAAGCAGACCACUGCGUCUAGCUUGUCGAUAUUCGAAAGUCGUGCGCAAUCGGCAGUUUCGAGGAUUCGGAGUCGAGACCCUGGCCAGACAAUACCGUUCAAUCAUCCACUGUCGCAUACGAAGACUUCGACUGAUGUGAUUGUCGAUUUUGAUGGGCCUGGUGAUCCGUAUCGGCCGUUGAACUGGCCGUUUCGUAAGAAGGCGAUUACGACGGUGUUGUAUGGGUUGACUACAAUGGGUGCAACUUGGGCAAGUUCGAUUUUUUCUACCGGCACUGCACAGGUUGAUGCGCAAUACGGUGUUGGAUCAGAAGUCGGUUUACUAGGAACCUCAUUGCUCUUGUUUGGCUUUGGUAUUGGUCCCCUGAUAUGGGCGCCGCUAUCCGAAGUCUACGGCCGCAAACCAGCGGUUCUAAUACCUUAUUUCAUCGCCGCGGUCUUCUCAUUCGGCACAGCAACAGCCAAAGACAUACAAACGAUCAUGAUCACCCGAUUCUUCACUGGCUUCUUCGGUUCUGCACCAGUCACCAACACCGGCGGCGUCCUGGGCGACAUCUGGACAGCCGAGCAACGCGGCGCCGCCAUCGUCGGCUACGCCAUGGCCGUCGUUGGAGGACCCGUAAUCGGCCCCAUCGUCGGCGGCGCAGUCGUCCAAAGCUACCUAGGCUGGCGCUGGACCGAAUACCUAACCGGCAUCCUAAUGAUGUUCACCCUCACGCUUGACAUCCUCAUCCUCGACGAAACCUACGCCCCAGUCCUCCUGGUCUACAAAGCGCGUCGCUUGCGCUUCAACACAGGAAACUGGGCCCUGCACGCCCGCCACGAAGAAUGGGACGUCACCUACAAAGAACUAGCCAACAAAUACCUCAUCCGCCCCUUCCAACUCCUCGCCACACCCAUCUGCUUCCUCGUCGCCCUCUACGCCUCCUUCGUCUACGGCAUCCUGUACCUCUGCCUGGCCGCUUUUCCUAUUGUCUUCCAAGAAGUCCGCGGGUGGAAUCAAGUCGUCGGCGCGCUGCCUUUCCUCGGCAUAUUGGUAGGCGUCCUCUUCGGCGCAGCCAUCAACCUCACAAACCAGAAAUUCUACAUCGCUCGAUUCAAAGCAAACAAUAACUUCCCCGUCCCAGAAGCCCGUCUUCCGCCCAUGAUGCUCGGAUCCAUUUUCUUCGCAGCGGGUCUCUUCAUCUGGGCAUGGACAGGAAACUCCGCAUCAAUCCACUGGAUAGCACCCGUCAUCGGGACGGUCCUCAUGGGCUUCGGAUUUUUCACUAUCUUUCAAGCCGCGUUGAACUACCUCAUCGAUACGUUUCAGAAAUUUGCUGCGUCUGCUGUUGCAGCAAAUACGUUUUUCAGAAGUAUGUUCGCCGGAUCGUUCCCGUUGUUCGCGCAGAUUAUGUUCCAUAAUAUGGGCAUUGGGUGGGCUGGUUCGGUGCUGGGGUUUAUUGCCGUGGCGCUGAUUCCGAUUCCGUUUUUGUUUUAUAUUUUUGGGAAGAGGAUUCGGGCGAGGGGAAAGUGGUCUAGGGCGUCUGUUUAUGGACAUGAUUAA